Messenger RNA from Gongylonema pulchrum, 420 nucleotides. NCBI's taxonomy places the organism in Eukaryota, Metazoa, Nematoda, Chromadorea, Rhabditida, Gongylonematidae. The record is from the annotation of a GenBank genome assembly.
AUGAGCACUGAAAGUACCUUAGGCGAUGAGCUCGAAGAAGGGGAAGUUGUCGAUGAUGGUGGUUUGCAUAAUGCUAAAGUUCCCGAGAAUUUGGACGGAAGCCAAAAUCUUGGAAUUUCUGCCGAAGAAACUGCCGACUCUUUUAGUGGCCGUGCAAAUCCCGCAGAACUGAGCGCGCGUAUACUCCAAAAUGGGGGCGGUUCGGAAGACGAGUCAAACGAUGGUAAUGGUGGUGAUGGAAGCAAUACCGAAAAAAGUGAGCCGUGUGAGUCGGGAGAUGAUUACGAGAUCUGCGAAUCGACAGAGGGGGAAUUCUCUGGUGAGGAAGCCAUUUUAAAAAUUCGAGAUUUAAUAGGAGAGGAUGACGAGAACGUCCAUGCCUUUACUCUUAAAUUACUCAGUCAUAUUUCACAUAAAUAG